CAGGCAGGCCUAGCUAGCCAAUGGCAGUCAUCAUGAAGGUGGUCGUCUUCCUCCUGGUCCUCGCCGUGCUGAUGGCACCGUUCCCGGCGGCCGCCGACAUCUUCUGUGACAACGUGAAGGUUGUCGCGGACGCCCUCCCCAAGAACACCUCCGCCUCCGCUGUGCACUUCGCCACCUCCACUGUCGGCCAGGCUCCCAACGUCGUCUACGCCAUGUCUUUCUGCCGCGGCGACAUCGUCAACGACACCGCCUGCGCCGAAUGCGUGGCCAGCACCUUCGCGAGGAUAUUCCGUGAGACGCCGCCGGAGCUGGAGUGCUACAGGGACGCCUCUUACUUCGUCGACUGCCCCGUCUUCUACUCCGGCGACAACGACACCCUCGCCCCCUUCAGUGCCACGGACGAGCAGGAGCCCUUUGAGCGCUGGAACAUCAACGUCAUCACCGGCGACGACGCCGGCCGCAUCGUUGGCCUCAUCCGCGAGCUGCUCGUCCAGACCGUGCAGAGGGCGGCUAGCGCGGCGCCGCUGCGGUUCGCGACCGGCACCAUGGACAGCGGCACCAACUUCCCGAUGGUCUACUCGCUGGCGCAGUGCACGCCGGACCUGUCCGCCGGCGACUGCCUGGCGUGCCUGCAGCGCCUCGUGGGCAAGAUCAACGCCACCAUGGCGCUGCGCAUGGGCGCGCAGAUCCACGUCAUGCGCUGCUACUUCAGGUACGAGGCCUACGUGUUCUACGACGGCCAGCCCAUGCUGCGGAUCAACGGCUCGCUAUCGCCGGCGCCGACGCCAGAGCCGACGACCACUCCGACAAAGCGCAAGAGCAAGCUGUGGGUGAUUCCCGUUGUCGCGGUUCCUCUGCUAGCGGCGGCAUCGCUCUGCUUCGUCUUCUACUCCCCAUGCUUCAAAAGGUACAGGCGGAAAGGUAAAGCGACGAGGGCAGGAUCAAGGCGUACUCAGGACGAGGACGAGCUCGUUUUGGACGGCAAGAAUUCAGACUUCUCGGUGUUCGACUUUGAACAGAUUCUGGAUGCCACAGACAAUUUUGCGGAAGAAAACAAACUUGGGCAAGGUGGAUUCGGCGCUGUAUACAAGGGCCAUUUCCCUGAUGGACUGGAGAUAGCAAUCAAGAGACUUGCUUCACACUCAGGGCAAGGUUUCACCGAGUUCAGGAAUGAAGUCCAGCUCAUAGCCAAGCUCCAGCACAGGAACCUCGUUAGGCUCUUGGGGUGUUGCUCUCAGGAAGACGAGAAAAUAUUGGUCUAUGAAUACCUGCCCAACAAGAGCCUGGACUUCUUCAUCUUUGACCAAGAUAAAAGAGCUUUACUGGAUUGGUCCAAACUUCUGGCAAUCAUUGAAGGAAUAGCACAUGGACUUCUCUACCUACAGAAGCACUCCCGUUUGCGCGUCAUACAUAGGGAUCUGAAACCAAGCAACAUCCUCUUGGAUGGCGAAAUGAAUCCAAAAAUUUCAGAUUUCGGGCUAGCAAAAAUAUUCAGCUCAAACAAUACCGAAGGAAACACUACAAGAAGAGUGGUCGGCACAUAUGGCUACAUGGCUCCGGAGUAUGCUUCGGAGGGCAUCUUCUCUAUCAAGUCCGAUGUAUUCAGCUUCGGUGUUGUUGUUCUUGAGAUACUUAGCGGAAAACGGAAUUCCGGGAGCCAUCAGUGUGGCGAUUUCAUUAAUCUCAUUGGAUAUUUGCAUGUAGGCAUGGCAACUAUGGGAAGAGGGAAGGUGGGCUGAUCUUGUUGAUGCAUCCUUGGUCCCCAAGAGUCACUCAGUAGAAAUGAUGCGGUGCAUUAACAUUGCAUUGUUGUGCGUACAAGAGAAUGCGGUCGAUCGACCCACUAUGGCAGAUGUUGUUGCACUUCUAAGCAGCGAGACUAUGGUUCUGGCCGAGCCAAAGCAGCCAGCAUAUUUUAAUGUGAGGGUGGGAAAUGAAGAAACAUCCAUUACUGGAACGGACUCUUGUAGUAUCAAUGAUGUCACCAUAUCCGUAACAACUCCAAGAUAGAUUUCUUUUCUGGUGUGAAACGGGGUUUUACUGUAUCACUACAAUAAGUGUAGUAGUAGUAACGAUACAAUAAGUGUUGUAUAGUGCACAAGUUUGAGGGUUGUUUCAAAUGUCAGGUUGUGCAUUUUCGAGAGAAUGAAAGAGGCUUCCUAGUUGGAGUACUAGUUGUUGUACCUAGUUUUAUUUUUUUCAAUUACUCCAUCUGUUUUUUUAGAGUAAAAAAUAUAUUAGGGGUCUCUAAACUUAUUCCGAUGUAUCAUCUAUGUCCUGAAACUAUUAAUUUGCAGUUUCAUUUGCCUGAA
This is a messenger RNA of Panicum virgatum (switchgrass), 2312 nucleotides long. RefSeq names its product cysteine-rich receptor-like protein kinase 6. The record is from RefSeq and is a predicted model, not a curated record. The coding region runs from base 21 to 1739 and encodes 572 amino acids. The transcript is spliced from 5 exons. Lineage: Eukaryota; Viridiplantae; Streptophyta; Magnoliopsida; Poales; Poaceae. Gene Ontology annotation, biological process: protein phosphorylation. Gene Ontology annotation, molecular function: ATP binding; protein serine/threonine kinase activity.